AUGGUAGGCUCUCAGCGAAAGAGUAUUCAUUCGUACACUCUUCCAAGGCUAAUCAGGCGAAGCAGUUAUGAGAAAGGAACUUUUGUUGCGAACCACCAACCACUCUGCAUUUCAAAAUAGCGUGUACCUGCUGGGAUUCCUGCGGUUUGCAAAAUUUCAGCUCAGUAGUAGAGCCAACAUCAGUAACGUAAGGCCAUUUAAAGGGAGGAGAACUAACUGUGCCGCUACUAGUGUGCAUUCGAACAGAAUGGAAGUGACGUACCUAUCCCAAUCGCUAGCACAAACGAUUGACAACGAGUUGAUGAGUGACGAUGUUGGGUACACCACCGAGCAGCUGAUGGAGUUAGCCGGACUUUCCAUUGCUCAGAUAAUAUGUAGGGAAUACAGUUUGGAUAGAUUUAAAAAAGUUCUCAUAUUUUGUGGGCCAGGUAAUAAUGGGGGCGACGGUUUAGUGGCGGCUCGCCAUUUGAAGCAUUUUGGCUACGACGUCACAGUCGCUUAUCCGAAGGAGAAAACGAAGGUGUUGUUUCAGAGGCUGCUGAAGCUGCUGCAGCACUACCACGUGCCCGUCGUGAAGUCCGCAACAGGUGAAGAUUUGAAGCUGUACGAUUUGGUCGUGGAUGCCUUGUUCGGCUUCAGCUUCACAGGAGAACCUCGGAGCCCCUUCGACGAGAUAAUCCACACCAUUAACCAGAGCAACAAGCCCGUCGUGUCGGUGGACGUUCCAUCGGGCACGAACAUCGACGGGGGCAGCGCAGCAAACGCCCUUUCCGUCAACUCCGAAAUGAACAUAUCGCUGAUGCUUCCCAAGGAGGGGGUGCGCCAUUACGGAAAGAAGCACUACUUGGGUGGUAGAUUCAUCCCGAAUUCCAUCGUGGAGAAGUACAACUUGAAGGUUCCCCAAUUUGCAGGGGAUAACUCAUAUGUGCAGCUGUAAGCGGUUGGGGCUACUCGGGGACGUUGCUUCCCACCACACGGCGCUGCAUAGCAGUAUGGUGUGAUACGUUGUGGUGUGACUUUUU
Plasmodium vivax (malaria parasite P. vivax) is the source of this 1022-nucleotide messenger RNA. RefSeq lists its product as hypothetical. Gene Ontology annotation, cellular component: mitochondrion. The transcript has 8 exons. The record is from RefSeq and is a predicted model, not a curated record. The coding region runs from base 68 to 937 and encodes 289 amino acids. NCBI's taxonomy places the organism in Eukaryota, Apicomplexa, Aconoidasida, Haemosporida, Plasmodiidae. Gene Ontology annotation, molecular function: NAD(P)HX epimerase activity.